This is a messenger RNA of Jaculus jaculus (lesser Egyptian jerboa), 4375 nucleotides long. It is a transcript of the gene Igf2bp3, whose product is annotated as insulin like growth factor 2 mRNA binding protein 3. Gene Ontology annotation, biological process: regulation of gene expression; nervous system development. Bases 574 to 2313 code for a protein of 579 amino acids. Gene Ontology annotation, cellular component: nucleus; cytoplasm; cytosol. Gene Ontology annotation, molecular function: mRNA 3'-UTR binding. Lineage: Eukaryota; Metazoa; Chordata; Mammalia; Rodentia; Dipodidae. The transcript is spliced from 15 exons. The record is from RefSeq and is a predicted model, not a curated record.
UCAUUCAAAAAGCCGGACACUCGGAGCGGAUUUUUUUUUUUUUCUUCGCCUCCUGCUUCUUCCAACCCCCCCCUCCUCCUCGGCCCUGCCAGUCAACCUCGGGCUCCUCGCGGGGAGGGGCGGCGCCUGCCCGCCCGCCUGCCGCACGGAGGGUGAUAUUUUCACCGCCCGCCGGCCGCGGCCCGAGGGGCUGGGGAGGAAGAGACAAAAAGUACUUUCCCCUCCGCCGCCGCCGCCUCCUCCUCCUCCUUUCUCUUUCUAAUCCCGCCUCCUUAGAGUUAGGAAGGCUCCGUGCCUCGGGCUGCAGCCAGGCUUUUUUUUUUUUUUUCCCCUCUUUUUCUCUUCCUUUUAAUACCUAGAAGGGGGACACGCAUACCCACCCACCCACCGGGAUCUGUUUGGCCCGCGGUUCUUGCGCUCGCGGGGCUUACGGCGUGUGCGGCUUUCAAAGGCGAGAAGACCCGGGGAACAAAAACCCUCCGGAUCCAUCCACCACCGUGGGUGGUUUUAAUAUUUUUCGUUAUUUCCUCAAAUUUUAAAUUUUUUUUUUAAAUAAAAACAUCAUUCUUCACAAUGAACAAAUUGUAUAUCGGCAACCUCAGCGACAACGCCGCCCCCUCGGACCUAGAAAGUAUCUUCAAAGACGCCAAGAUCCCGGUGUCGGGCCCCUUCCUGGUGAAGACGGGCUACGCGUUCGUGGACUGCCCGGACGAGAGCUGGGCCCUCAAGGCCAUCGAGGCGCUUUCAGGUAAAAUGGAACUGCACGGGAAACCCAUAGACGUGGAGCACUCGGUCCCCAAAAGGCAAAGGAUUCGGAAACUUCAGAUACGAAAUAUCCCACCUCACUUACAAUGGGAGGUGCUGGAUGGUUUACUGGUCCAGUAUGGAGUGGUGGAGAGCUGUGAGCAAGUGAACACUGACUCGGACACUGCAGUGGUAAAUGUGACCUAUUCCAGUAAGGAUCAAGCUAGACAAGCUUUAGACAAACUGAAUGGAUUCCAGUUAGAAAAUUUCACCCUGAAAGUUGCCUACAUCCCUGAUGAAAUGGCGGGCCAGCAGAACGCCUCCCAGCAGCUCCGUGGGCGCCGAGGGACAGGGCAGAGGGGCUCGUCCAGGCAGACAUCACCAGGGUCAGUGUCCAAGCAGAAGCCAUGUGACUUGCCGUUGCGCCUGUUGGUUCCUACUCAAUUCGUUGGAGCCAUUAUAGGAAAAGAAGGUGCCACCAUUCGGAACAUCACUAAACAGACCCAGUCUAAAAUCGAUGUCCACCGUAAAGAGAAUGCAGGGGCUGCUGAGAAGUCAAUUACUAUCCUCUCCACCCCUGAAGGCACCUCUGCGGCCUGUAAGUCUAUUCUGGAGAUUAUGCAUAAGGAAGCGCAAGAUAUAAAAUUCACAGAAGAGAUCCCCUUGAAGAUUCUAGCCCACAAUAACUUUGUAGGCCGUCUUAUUGGGAAAGAAGGAAGAAACCUUAAAAAGAUUGAGCAAGACACAGACACUAAAAUCACAAUAUCUCCACUGCAGGAAUUGACACUGUAUAACCCGGAGCGCACGAUUACGGUGAAAGGCAAUGUUGAGACUUGUGCUAAAGCUGAGGAAGAGAUCAUGAAGAAGAUCAGAGCGUCUUAUGAAAACGAUGUUGCUUCAAUGAAUCUUCAAGCACAUUUAAUUCCUGGAUUAAAUCUGAAUGCAUUGGGUCUGUUCCCACCUACUUCAGGGAUGCCGCCUCCCACCUCAGGGCCCCCUUCAGCCAUGACUCCUCCCUAUCCACAGUUUGAGCAAUCAGAAAUGGAGACUGUGCACCUGUUUAUCCCGGCCCUGUCAGUCGGCGCCAUUAUUGGCAAGCAGGGCCAGCACAUCAAACAACUCUCUCGCUUUGCAGGAGCUUCAAUUAAGAUUGCACCAGCGGAAGCGCCAGAUGCUAAAGUGAGGAUGGUGAUUAUCACUGGACCACCAGAGGCUCAGUUCAAGGCUCAGGGAAGAAUUUAUGGAAAAAUUAAAGAAGAAAACUUUGUUAGUCCUAAAGAAGAGGUGAAACUUGAAGCUCAUAUCAGAGUGCCAUCCUUUGCUGCUGGCAGAGUUAUUGGAAAAGGAGGCAAAACGGUGAAUGAACUCCAGAAUUUGUCAAGUGCUGAAGUUGUUGUCCCUCGUGACCAGACACCUGAUGAGAAUGACCAAGUGGUUGUCAAAAUAACUGGCCACUUCUAUGCUUGCCAGGUUGCCCAGAGAAAAAUUCAGGAAAUUCUGACUCAGGUAAAGCAGCACCAACAGCAGAAGGCUCUGCAAAGUGGACCACCUCAGUCACGGCGAAAGUGAAGGCUCAGGAACAGCCCACCACAGAGGCAGAUGCCAAACCAAAGACAGAUUGCUUAACCAACAGACCGGUGCUGACCCCUGACCCCAUCCAGAACCACAUGCACAAGUUUUUACCUAGCCAGUUGUUUCUGAGGACCAGGCAACUUAUGAACUCCUGUCUCUGUGAGAAUGUAUACUUUAUGCUCUCUGAAAUGUAUGACACCCAGCUUUAAAAACAUAGAAAAAUGGGGGGGGGGGCGAGAAGAGCUCUGCACUUCCCUUUGUUGUGGUCUCAAAGUAUAGUAAGUAUUCUAAUUUUCCUUAAUAUUCUCCCAGAAUGCCAGAAAUUGGCUUAAAUGGUGCAUUCAUUAAAUUCCUCAAAUAAAUUAAAAAUAGAUUGCUUCUAAAUCCAAUUGUUAAAAUUGGAUCAGGAUAGAAUUAUCACAGAAACUUAAAUGUUAAGCCAUUAGAAUAGAAACUGUUUUGUUUUGAUCUAACACUAACAUGAAUAACCUAAGGGAAGUGCCGAUAGUGUUGGCAGGGGAAUUAAACGUGCAUUUUUACUCAACUACCUCAGGCAUUCAGUAAUACAGUGAAAGCGAACUUGUUCCUUUUUUGAAAAUUUUAUAUACUUUAUAAAGAUUAAAGUCCAACCAUUUUUUAAGAAUAAAUCUAAAAUUUAACAGCUAUCAGCUAACAGGCAAGUAAUUAAGAAAGGAAUUUUACUUCUGGCUGGUGACAGUAAAGCUGGAAAAUUAAUUUUGCAUUUUUUGAGGUUUUGACAGUUAUUAGUUGGAAAAUCCAAUACAUGUUCAAAGGUACAGAGCAGUGCCUGUAUCUAGAGAGCAGCAAUAUCACUGAUUCCUUUGUUUAUAGUUGGAAAGGGUUUUGAUGGUACUAACAGAGCAAAGUGGUGGCAGGUUUUGGAAUGGCUAGUUUAAAAGACUUCAGGAAACAUCCAGAUUUCUGUUUAGCUACAUGCUUGAAUGGAUAAAAUGCCUUGUGCUUUUUUUAUUAUCACUACCUAAAGAAAGUGCAUUGAUGAAGAAAUGUAGGAUUUAAGUAGGCAAAAAACAAACUUGAGUUUGUCUUACAGGGUGCUUAGUGUGCCAAUACACAUCAAACCAAGUGGUCUCCACUUGAACAGACCAGUGGGCCAGUCAGUUGGAGUGGCCAUGUUCAAAGGCUGCACAAAGCCCAUCCUUCUGUGUGUGGCACCGUCACAGUCCUCACUAAGCUGUUGUGAAGAUUUUUAAGCAAUGGAUGAAUUAAAAGCUCCACCUAAAACAUUACAUAGAACAUAGCAGGAUUUCUGUAUACCCUGCUGUUGAUAAUAAGUCAAAAGGUAGAGAAUGCAAGAAAGCAGUUUUGGGAAUAUAGUUGGAAUGACUAUGAAAAUACCCGAUACAGAAGUUUUUGCACCAUCUUUAACUUGGUGGCAAAGCCCAGUAUAGAAAUUGUGUGGGUAUGCGUGGUCUUAAAGGCCAUGUUGCUCUCUGAAUUGUUUCUGUUCAUAAGAUGGUCAGAGUCGCAUUACGCGGAUACAUAUAUAUCUCACUUUAAAAAAAUUAUUUUGCCUCAUUUGUAUUUCAAGAUUGAUUUCUACAGAAUAAGUAAGCUUUUUUGCAAGUCAGAAUGUCAUUUAGACAUUUGAAAAUAUUUUCAGAAAACCAGUUUAAUUUGUAGUUCAGCCAAAAAGUGCCCUUUUUUAUCCACUGGACUCACCUGGCAUUCAUAUUUUUUCAUGUAAUGAAUUAAAAUAGCUAAAAAAAAAAUCAGACUAUUUCUGCUUGAAUUUCAGGUGAGAUAUGUUUAAAGCCAGAGCUCUUCCUCAAUAUUGAUUUUCAGUACUUGAUUUAAAAAGAUAGGUGCUACAUUUAUAUCUGCUGGUUUAAAUUCUGCCAUGUUUCAUGUCUAGUCUUGUGUGGCCAAUCAUGUUUUGCUUUCACUCAAGCAUUGGCAAUUUGGAGCAUCUGGCACUAAGAAUUCUUUAAGUUUUGUAUUCACUCUAUAUGGAUCAUUCCUCAUCUAUAAUGUGCUCCAAAUGCAGCUUCAUUUUCCAGAAUAAAGUUUUUCAUCAUUA